AUGGCGAUAUCGAACGUGUCAUUUGACACUCUGGGUCCUUUCCUAGUGUGGCAGUUUCUCAUUCCCGUCGCAGCGGGAUGGGCCCAGUCCAUUCUCUACAGCAUCUUCAUUCGCGCUGGCGACCCGAAACCGCAGCCCGGUACUCCGCGCUUCAUAAAGCACCGCCGCAACAUCUUGAUCGCCAUCUACGCCGCUUACUUCGCCUUCACCAUUUACGAAGUCGACUUCAACUUGCAGCGCUCUAGCAAUGCAUACAACGACCUUGGUGUACCACUAGACGUCGACGAGAGCGCACUGAAUACGCGAUUCAGGAGGCUGACGAUUCGAUACCACCCAGAUAAGAUUGGGCCGAACGUGGAUAGAGAGAGGGCAAAUGACUUCUAUGUUCAUCUGAAGCGAGCCAAAGACAUCAUAAUGGAUCCUGUAAAGCGGUUCGCAUAUGACCGCUUCGGGCCAAGCAUCUUUGCGCAAUGCCAGAGCUGUUUGACUAUCAAGGACUACACAGACAGUGCGCUGCUCACUACCGCUACCACCUACGGCGUACUCUUCAUCAUUCUGGUUGGCGCAAACGCCCUCGGCUUCCUAACAGACGGGUCCUACUGGCGCUACCUAGGACUUCUCGCUGUUGCGACUUUCGAAAUCCGUACCGCUCUUCGUCCAGAUUACCCCACCUUUCUCUCGAAAUACUUGAACCCGUUCGUCGCAAGAACCAACCUGCGUCCCCCAUACCUACCCUUUCAAAUCAUCACCAUAUUGAAGAAAGCUGCGAUCUCCCUUACGCAGUUUCUCGGUCUGCUCAUGCCACUUUACCGAAGCGACCCUCAACAUGCCGCUAAAGCCAACGACGAUACCGAAGACACUCGCCACAAGCAGCUUGAUCGUCUCAGCGCGCUUGUUGCGGAGAGUAAUAAGGAUGCGAACAGACUGCUGGAGCUGGAAAGCGUGCCAUACAGGGACAACGAGAGGGCAAAGGGUGAGCUGAGGGAAGCACUCAAGAAGUACAUGGUGCAAAAUGUGGUGCAUCAGGAGAAGGAGGUGAGGAAUGCUAUGGGUGAGGUCAUGAUGCGGAGAAGGACGGGUGUGCCGCACGGUGCCGUAGGUACAAAAUAG
Alternaria ethzedia is the source of this 1110-nucleotide messenger RNA. RefSeq lists its product as uncharacterized. The record is from RefSeq and is a predicted model, not a curated record. Gene Ontology annotation, cellular component: endoplasmic reticulum. The transcript has 2 exons. Bases 1 to 1110 code for a protein of 369 amino acids. Lineage: Eukaryota; Fungi; Ascomycota; Dothideomycetes; Pleosporales; Pleosporaceae. Gene Ontology annotation, molecular function: misfolded protein binding; protein-folding chaperone binding.